Messenger RNA from Carassius auratus (goldfish), 954 nucleotides. RefSeq names its product PML-like exon 9.1 (gene plex9.1). Gene Ontology annotation, molecular function: nucleic acid binding; 3'-5'-DNA exonuclease activity. NCBI's taxonomy places the organism in Eukaryota, Metazoa, Chordata, Actinopteri, Cypriniformes, Cyprinidae. Gene Ontology annotation, biological process: DNA catabolic process. The transcript is spliced from 3 exons. The coding region runs from base 90 to 824 and encodes 244 amino acids. Gene Ontology annotation, cellular component: cytoplasm. The record is from RefSeq and is a predicted model, not a curated record.
AUGGUGACUGUUUUGUAACGGGCGUGGGCUGUGAUUUGACUCAUCAUUGACAUUCAGCUGAGGAGAAACGAAACCGAUCUGACGGCAGCAUGAGAGAAACCGAACGCGAGAAAUCAGCCGGGAAUCACCUGAAGCGCUCCCUGAUCGAGCUGAUCAUGUGUUUUUUGAGGCCGAUCGCGCGAGUGUUUCCGUGGCUCUUCCGGUGGAUCUCGAGCGGUAACGUUACCGGUGACGUUAACGUCAUGAUACGCGACGAUGACGAAGAGACGCCCGUGUUCUUUGAUCUGGAGACCACUGGACUCGACACGUCUGCGUGUGAUAUCGUGCAGCUGUCGGCCGUCAGCGGGCACCGGGUGUUUAACGUGUAUCUGCAGCCGCGCUGCUCCAUCACAGACGGGGCGUCCCGAGUCACAGGGCUGACUGUAGAGGGCUCCCGUCUGCUCCUCAGACGCCGUCCCGUGCCCACCGUCCCUCACAGACGGGCUCUGAGCGACUUCAUCUGCUUCCUCAAGACCUUCCCCAAGCCCUUUCUGGUGGGACACAACAGCAGGCGCUUCGACUGGCCCAUCGUGACCCGCGUCCUGGCCCAGUUUGACCUGCUGGAGGACUUCCAGAGCGUGGUGUCCGGAUGCGUGGACACACUGACGCUCAGCAGAGAGAUGUUCCAGCUGCCCAGAUACACGCAGCAGUUCCUGGUCCAGCACUUUCUGCAGGAGUCUUACGGGGCUCACGACGCGGCUGAAGACGUGCGGACGCUGCAGGAGCUCUACAGAGUCUGGAGACCCAGCCCGGAGCUCGUGAGGAAGCACAAGACCGGCCUGUGAUGUGUGUGUGUGUGUGUGUGUGAUCAACGGUUAUCAAGCUGCACUCGAAUCAAGCUCUCAGAAAGAGUUUACACGUACAGUCAGAACAAAAACCAUUCAGACACCAGAUAUACGUUUGGAUAUUAUUACU